Messenger RNA from Euleptes europaea (tarantolino), 441 nucleotides. It is a transcript of the gene HRK, whose product is annotated as harakiri, BCL2 interacting protein. Bases 1 to 270 code for a protein of 89 amino acids. The transcript has 2 exons. NCBI's taxonomy places the organism in Eukaryota, Metazoa, Chordata, Lepidosauria, Squamata, Sphaerodactylidae. The record is from RefSeq and is a predicted model, not a curated record.
AUGUGCCCCUGCGCCCUGCCCGGCCGCCCCCCGGCCGCGUGCGUCUGCGCCACCGCUCUCCCCGGCGGCGACCCGGGCCGGGCGCGCGGCUCGGCGGCGCAGCGCACGGCGGCGCGCCUCAAGGCCAUCGGCGAUGAGCUGCACGCCCGGACGGCCGCCGGGGCCGCGCGCCCCCCGCGCCGCCGCCGGACCGCCGCCGGACCCGGCCUGGCCACCUCCCUGGCGCUGCUGGCCGCCCUGGCCUGGCUGAGCCGCCGGGGGCGCGCGUAGGGGCGGGCGGACGGAGCGGCGGCGCCUCGACGGGCGGCCCGGAGAGUCAGUGGCACCGGCGGCAGGCUGAAGGAAGAUCUAGGUACUUGGGAAGUUCCCCCUGUUCCUGCAGGAUUACCGCGCCUGAACAGCAGAUGUGAAGAGUGGGGUAGAGGAGGCAGAAGGAUGCUG